Olea europaea var. sylvestris is the source of this 525-nucleotide messenger RNA. RefSeq lists its product as uncharacterized. The record is from RefSeq and is a predicted model, not a curated record. The transcript is spliced from 5 exons. Gene Ontology annotation, biological process: telomere maintenance; DNA repair. The coding region runs from base 1 to 525 and encodes 174 amino acids. NCBI's taxonomy places the organism in Eukaryota, Viridiplantae, Streptophyta, Magnoliopsida, Lamiales, Oleaceae. Gene Ontology annotation, molecular function: DNA helicase activity.
AUGGUUCAUAAAUAUGCUUUUGAGGCUUUAGAUAAAAUGUUAAGAGACAUUACUGAAUGUCAAUUACCAUCUGGUGGAAAAGUCAUUGUGUGUGGAGGAUUUCGACAAGUUUUACCAGUAGUACAAAGAGGAACAAAAGAUGAUAUAAUGAAGGCAAAAAUUACGGGAGAGAAAGUUACAUAUUUUAGUUUCGAUGAAGUGAUUGACAAAAAUGAAGGUUUUAUUGAUGAAGUUUUUUUGAAUAAUCUAGCUCCAAACGUUAUGUUGCUCAAAAAUAUCAAUCCUGCAGAAGGUUUAUGCAAUGGGACUAGAUUUAUUUGUAGUGACUUUAAGCAUAAUGUUAUCUUGGCUGAAAUUGGGAUAGGAGAAUAUCGUGAAAAGCAAGUAUUUUUACCUAGAAUUCCAUUUAUUCCUCUUGAAGGCGAUAAACAGUUGAACUUGUAUUUUCCCAUGGCCAAUUACUGUGUAGCUGUCAGAUAUUGCGUGGUGCUUAAUACGAAUACAAUUGGUGAAGCUGAUAUUUAG